GAGCGUCAUCUCGCGUCAGGGCUGGCACACGUCUACUGGCCCAGCAAAGGUACGUUAUGCAGAGCAGGCGGCCAUGGCUUGGAAGUCGAGGACCCGCAGUCUACAGGUGUUUGACACGGAGCUGAGUGCUGACACGGUAGAGUGGUGUCCCGUUCCCUCGAGCCAUGACAUCCUGGCCUGCGGCACCUAUCAACUACAGAGAGAGGGAGGGGAAGAGGAUGCUACCCCGACACGAACUGGCCGUUUGUACCUUUUUGAAUUUAAGCGAGAAGGACCAAUGAGCCCCCCACUCACUGAGCUGCAGCGCAUGGACACAGCUGCCAUUUUAGAUUUGAAAUGGUGCCAUGUUCCAGUAUCAGAGAAAGCACUGCUAGGAAUGGCAGCUGCUACAGGGGAACUGCAGUUGUACACACUGUCAGGUAGUCAGGAAGGGGGUCGCAGUCUGCAGGCUCUGAGUAGUUUGGAGGUUGGAGCUGAACGGCUGGCUCUGUCAUUAGACUGGUCCACUGGAAGAAAGGACAGCAGCAGUGAUGUGCGUGUGGUUUGCAGCGACUCUGCAGGCUGCGUCAGUGUGCUGUCUCUCGCUGAAGGCGCUCUAAUGGCUCUGUCUCAGUGGAAAGCCCACGACUUUGAGGCCUGGAUUUCAGCUUUCUCCUACUGGGACACACAACUGGUUUAUUCUGGUGGUGAUGACUGCAAACUUAAAGGCUGGGAUCUCAGGGUUGGUCCCUCCAGCCCCACAUUCACCAGUAAAAGGCACUCAAUGGGUGUGUGCAGCAUUCACAGCAACCCACAUCGAGAACACAUUCUGGCUACAGGCAGCUACGAUGAGCAGAUUUUGCUGUGGGACGGCAGGAAUAUGCGGCAGCCCCUUAGUGAGAAUCAUGUGGGGGGCGGAGUGUGGAGGCUGAAGUGGCAUCCAGCCCAUCAGCACCUGCUGCUAGCAGCCUGCAUGCACAAUGAUUUCCAUAUCCUUCACUGCCAGCAGGCAUUAGAGGGCAGUGAAGGUGCGUGUCCUGUUGUAGCCUCUUAUAUCCUCCACAACUCCCUGGCAUAUGGAGCAGACUGGUCUAAUGUGUCCCUGGAGGACCCUGCUCCCUGUUCCCCUCCCGCCACAGAACCAAAGGAAAGCCGCACAGAGAGCGGAGGACACUUAAGGAUUCAGUAUGAAUCUCCCACUGCCAGCUUUGACACUUCCCUGGAGGAUGAUGCCGGAAGAUACAUACCAGAGGGAACUGCAGCGCCCUCUCCCACCCCUGCUGCCGUUUCUGCUCUCAACCCUGACGGGGACGCUCCCUCCAUGUCUUGUCUGCUGGCGAGCUGUUCGUUCUAUGACCACAUGCUCCAUGUGUGGCGCUGGGACUGGACUCCAGAUGAGGCUCAACAGGAAUCCUGACCAAGUUGGAGCACUGCCUGAGAUGACACUAUAGAAUUACCUAUCAAAUUAUAACACGUCUCGACGUAAAGCAUGAUAAACAACCUAAUUACAACAUGGGCAUGAUUUGAAGUUAUUCCAGUCACUGUCCCAUACACUCUGUAAUAACAUAUCACAGAAUAUGCAAUUAGUAAAACCCUUUAUUUUCAUAAUGACACUUAUUUUUAUAAACUUGAAUUUAAGCACACAUUAUUUAUAAUCCUUAUACUCUGUAUGUUCUGUAGCAAUACAACUGAAACACCUUUUUUAUAUAUAUGUGUGUGUGUGUGUGUGUAUAUAUAUAUACACACACAUACAUACACACAAACAUAUUAGAGUGUGACAAAACCACCUUGCUUGAAGAUCCACAGAUGCAUAGGGAAUUUGUGCAUUAUAUGUGAAUUUGUCCUCAAUCCAAAUUUUUGCUUUUUACACAACUAUAUUGUUGGGAGCUCAAGGGUUUGAUUUAAGUCCAGAGUCACAGGUUGAAGGUUGAUAACUUCUAGGCAAAAUGCUAUGCCAGUAUCUGCUUAAACACAAUAUGAGGUGUAUAAACAUCCACUGGCCAAUUUAUUAGGUACACUAGUAAAGCCGAUUGCAUUCUUAUAUAACAAGUCUGCACUCAUUCUCAUCUUCAUGAAGUUAUGAUAUUUAGGAUUUGUUUCAAGUAACAGAGCAGCUGAUUCAGCUGUGGUUUGUAUUACUGUUGAAUCGUCUUCUACCAACACAUCUUAAUCAGUGGGCUAGACUUAAUAACAGAAAUGCUUUUGUGUUAAAUUCAAUCCAGUUUAACAGUACCACAAUAUAAAGUUCUCCAGAAUAAUCAUGAAGCUGAAUUACCACCAUCUGAUGCCAUUUUCACAUAAACUGAACACUGCAAUAGUCAUGAGGGGAGGACUUAAAGCAGGCCUCUUAUUAGGAUGCAUCCAUUUUCAUUAGUGUAUCUAAAGAAUUGGCCUGUGAGUGUACUUUAACAUAUGAGAAUUCCAUAUUAUGUCUUAGGAAAUUUACCAGUUAAAUUUGUUUAUCACCAAUAAAUUUUCACUGAGAAUUGUAUGUUCAUUGUUCAUGUCUCGGCUUGGACACAAGAGAAGACUUCUUUAAAAUCAAAUAGUUUGGAACGUGUAACUACCAGCAACUUCAUCACCUCUGUAUUUAGUUGUUAUACAAAAUCUCCUGCCCACAUGUGAUUUUUUUCUGCAGCAAACACGAAUGAACCCUUGGUUUUGUAAAUCAGUCAUUUUAAUGUGUAAAUGAUGAUCCGCUUAAACUGUUUAUGCAAUCUUUAGAAACAUAAAUGUGCACUUCUGAAGUAUGGAUUAUACACUUGACGAUU
Mugil cephalus (flathead mullet) is the source of this 2750-nucleotide messenger RNA. RefSeq names its product diphthamide biosynthesis 7 (gene dph7). Gene Ontology annotation, molecular function: protein binding. The record is from RefSeq and is a predicted model, not a curated record. The transcript has 10 exons. Lineage: Eukaryota; Metazoa; Chordata; Actinopteri; Mugiliformes; Mugilidae. Bases 74 to 1396 code for a protein of 440 amino acids.